AGGCGCUUACAUGUCAUAUUUUUGUAGGAGAACAAGCGUCUUACGAAUUCAGACCUGACCUUGAUUGGAAUACAGAAAUGGGAGUCCUAAAUAGAAUAGUAAAUAAUGUUCCUGGGCUGGCGGAAUGGUGUUACUAUACCUCAAGAUUCCCAAAAUUGGGCUUGAUGCGUGAUGAUACUAUACGCAUGGAUACAGAUGUUACUAAAGAGGCUCGCUCCAGAUUACCAAAACAAGUUGCUGCAGAACGUCACUUCAGAAUAUCUCGUGCAUUGUUACUUGACGCACGACAACAAAUUCUACCUAAAGAGGAAUGGAUGACUUUUGAAAAGGAUAAACCGUAUAUGUUGGAGUUCGUCAGACAAGUGCAAGCAGAACGACAAGAGCAGACAGAAUAUGAAACAAAACUUUACACAUAUAAAUCUUCCAAACCAGCACCAGCCCAGUAAUAUGGAGGAAAACCCUGACAUUAGAUUUUAGAAAAAUUAAUUUUGAAAGAAAAUGUAACAAGAUGAUUUACCAAGAAAAUAUCUGAUUUUUUUUUCUUCUUUUUUUUUUUUUUACAAAAUUUAAAACAGCUGAUUUUCAGCAUUUUUUGUGGGUGAUAAAAACAGUUUAAAUUUGUGUUUGUGUUGAGAAAAUCUGAGCAUAUAUUAAAAUAAAACAAAAAAAAAGUUGUCAAGAGUAAUUUAUCAUAAGAUGGGAUUUUAAAGCCUGUUUUCAUGUUGAUAUAUUAAUAAAAAUAUUUAAAGAAAUUGAA
Mercenaria mercenaria is the source of this 757-nucleotide messenger RNA. RefSeq names its product cytochrome b-c1 complex subunit 7-like. Bases 78 to 446 code for a protein of 122 amino acids. Lineage: Eukaryota; Metazoa; Mollusca; Bivalvia; Venerida; Veneridae. The record is from RefSeq and is a predicted model, not a curated record. Gene Ontology annotation, biological process: mitochondrial electron transport, ubiquinol to cytochrome c. The transcript has 4 exons.